AUGGCGCCCUCGAACCUUCCGGUACCGCCGAAAGGCCCUCCGCCAGGCUCUGGGAUCCCUGCGAAGGUUCUCUCUGUUCCACCUAAUCAGACACUCUAUGUACGCGGUAUACCGUCAUCUAAGAUACAGAAGGAUGAUCUGCGGACAGCCCUAUAUAUGCUUUUCUCCACAUACGGACCCGUCCUCGAUGUCGUCGCUCUCAAGACAGACAAGAUGCGUGGGCAGGCGCAUAUAGUUUACAGGGAUAUCCAAACAGCAACCCAGGCAAUGCGCUCCCUAGACGGCUCCUCAUUCCUGGGCCAGGAGAUGAAAGUGCAAUAUGCAAAGUCAAAGUCCAACGUCGUCGCGAAGCUAGAUGGCACCUUCAAGCUGCCCAAUACCGCCAGUGCGGCGAACGUCGAGGUCACAGAGCUGCAGCAAAGCAUCUUCAAUGCCCCUGUUCCUGGAUCAGCGGCGGCGCAAUCAAGUCUCCCGGCGAAACCACAGGGCGUAGACCGCGUCAUGGAGGAUGCUGGCACUCCGGAGAGCCGCGGACAAAAGAGAGCCCGUGAGGAUGAGGAUGAAGACGAGGAAGAGGACAGUGACGUGGCAAUGGAGGAGGAUAGCGACGACGAGUGA
Phaeoacremonium minimum UCRPA7 is the source of this 618-nucleotide messenger RNA. RefSeq names its product putative u2 small nuclear ribonucleoprotein b protein. Gene Ontology annotation, molecular function: RNA binding. The record is from RefSeq and is a predicted model, not a curated record. The transcript is spliced from 3 exons. NCBI's taxonomy places the organism in Eukaryota, Fungi, Ascomycota, Sordariomycetes, Togniniales, Togniniaceae. Bases 1 to 618 code for a protein of 205 amino acids.